AUGCGAUGCGCGAGCAUCGCCGCCGAGAGCGCGUCCGCACGUCUCUGUGCGGACACCGAAGCAGAGGACGCAGCAACUGAUGUCUCAUCGGUUGCUGAAGCGACUCAGCCUGUGUCACCUGGUGAUGCAGGCGCUCGUCAUGAAGACACUCAUGUCUUCACAGAGUAUGAGCUCGGUGUCUCAUACACUCCUGAUACGAAAGAUUGA
Messenger RNA from Peronospora matthiolae, 207 nucleotides. Lineage: Eukaryota; Oomycota; Peronosporomycetes; Peronosporales; Peronosporaceae. The record is from the annotation of a GenBank genome assembly.